Strongylocentrotus purpuratus (purple sea urchin) is the source of this 1737-nucleotide messenger RNA. RefSeq names its product aqualysin-1. The record is from RefSeq and is a predicted model, not a curated record. Gene Ontology annotation, molecular function: serine-type endopeptidase activity. Gene Ontology annotation, biological process: proteolysis. NCBI's taxonomy places the organism in Eukaryota, Metazoa, Echinodermata, Echinoidea, Camarodonta, Strongylocentrotidae. The coding region runs from base 88 to 1161 and encodes 357 amino acids. The transcript has 10 exons.
UCUAGUUAGUUUUCUACUACAUCAUCAAUCUAAAGAACUACUGAAGCUUUGAGACUAUCACUCGUUCAAGGCUUAUAACCUGUCACGAUGCGUGCUAUCAUCUCUCUUCUCUUGGUGGCUGCGGCCGCUGCUGACCUGGCGCCUCUUUUAGAAAACAGCGAGCCCGUCCCGGGAAAGUACAUCAUAAAGCUAAAGAAUGGAAUCAACGUUGAUGAAAUGACCACUACUGUAAGUCUCUUCGGCGGAAAAAUUGGUUACAAGUUUCGUCGCGCUCUAAAUGGAUUUGCCGCCGAACUCGCCGAUAAUGUACUUGACAUUGUCCGCAACCUCCCUGCCGUUGAGUAUGUUGAACAAGAGGGUAUCUACCGCCCUCAGGGGGUCACGUGGGGGCUAGACCGUAUCGACCAAACCAAUCUUCCACUCGACGGCCGAUAUAACCCCUUCGCUACUGGCAAAGGGUACACAGUCUGGGUACUCGACUCAGGUAUCAGAGAGAGCCACAACGAAUUCGAGGGGCGUGCCUACCAGGUUGCAAAUUUUGCUGACAAAUAUGACUAUGACUGCUACGGGCAUGGAACCCAUUGUGCUGGAACAGUCGGCGCUAAGAACUACGGAGUUGCUUCAGAGGUCACUAUCUAUAGUGUUAAGGUCUUCGACUGCAACGGUUAUGCGACCACCAGCUGGAUCAUCAAGGCUGUAGAUUACACGAUAGAAUACGCUAACAGAUAUUCCGUAGCAUCGAUGUCUAUUGGUGGCGGGAAAUCAAGAUCAAUGGACGAGUCCGUCGAAGAGUUGGUCAAAUCAGGAGUUCCCGCUGCCGUAGCGGCUGGUAAUGAGAAUGAAAAUGCCUGCGAUCAUUCUCCUGCGGCUGCCCCCUCUGCCAUCACCGUAGGGGCGUCUGACUGGAAAGAUUUGCGUGCUGAGUUCUCCAACUGGGGCCCCUGCCUAGACAUCUACGCCCCUGGGUUAUACAUAGACUCGCUGGGUUACCGUACUGACUAUGAAAUCACACAAAAGAGCGGAACAUCCAUGGCCUGCCCGCAUGUUGCCGGUGCUAUCGCCCUCUACGCCAAGAACACUGACAACUUGUUAGCGUACAGCAACAAAGACAAGCUGGGCUGGCUGUCCUCGGCAUGCCCUAACAAGCUUCUCUAUGUGUAGGUGAUGGAACAGGCUCCUCUAACGCUGACCAAAAAAAGAAAUCACUGAAAUACAAAAAUACAGACAUUUUAUCCCAAUCAGAUUCAAUGACACAAUCCACUUCAUAUCAAAUUUUUAAGUGAUAAAAAUAACGACUAACAAUAAUAUAAUCACAUUUCCCCCCGACUGUAUUGUUGAUAAUAGUUUUUCCAUAAAUUGAUUGGUUAAAAUUACUUACGUAUUUUACCUAGCCAAAAUGAAAAACUAUGAUGACUAGGAAAUCUUCUGGGUACGGAUAAAGGCCUGUUAUUCAAAUUGUAUGUCUACAGGAAUAAUAAAGAAACAAAGUGUUUAGGAUUUCAGCAGUGUAUCUUGAGGAUCUAUAAUUUUCGAUAAAUAUCUUAUUUUAUCCGACUAGCAAUUUUAUUGUCAGUUUAUUGUAAUGUUGUUAUUUAUUUAUAUAUUGUUAUGUUAUAUUGUUUAUUGUUAAAACCAAGCUUCGCGAUGAUUCCGAGUUUGUUCUAUACUCUUGGCUUCGUCUAGCGCCAUGUUAUUUCUUUAACGAUUAAACUAUUGAUGAGACCUCAUCUCUCUUGA